CGUACUGAGUGUUGACGAGGAGCCAAGCCGUAGCACUACAGUUCGAAGUUUUUCAGUUGAGGGAAGCAACUUGCACAUAAUGAUAGAAGCUUCGGAUAGGAAAUCACUGCAGAAAUCAUUGGCUAAUCUACUUGAUAUGUGCAGUCUUGCCAAAUCUACGAUAGACUUGGCAUUACAGAAAAAGUGGAUCUCAGUUAGCGAACCUGUGCAAAAGAAGUUGAAGAAUUGCUCCCAUUGA
Haemonchus placei is the source of this 238-nucleotide messenger RNA. The record is from the annotation of a GenBank genome assembly. Lineage: Eukaryota; Metazoa; Nematoda; Chromadorea; Rhabditida; Trichostrongylidae.